CAACUAGUCGCAUUUAAAAUAACUUUUCUUAAUUUUGUUAGAGAAAAUUCGAAUAUUUUUACGUUAAAAUUGGUCAAUGAAGUUCAAAAAUGGUGAUUGUAACACGAGGUGACUACAUCUGGAUAGAACCCGCAUCGGGUAGAGAAUUCGAUGUAGCCAUUGGCGCUCGUGUCAUAUCGGCCGAAGGUAGACGCAUACAGGUACGCGACGAUGAUGGCAAUGAAAUAUGGCUUUCGCCCGAGCGGCGCAUUAAAGCGAUGCAUGCCUCCUCGGUGCAGGGUGUGGAGGAUAUGAUAUCGCUGGGCGAUUUGCACGAAGCGGGCAUAUUGAGAAAUUUACUCAUACGCUACAAAGAGAAUUUGAUAUAUACUUACACUGGCUCCAUUUUGGUCGCUGUCAAUCCCUAUCAAAUAUUACCCAUCUACACUGCCGAUCAAAUCAAACUCUAUAAAGAGCGUAAAAUCGGCGAGCUGCCACCGCAUAUAUUCGCCAUCGGUGACAAUGCUUAUGCGCAUAUGAAACGCUACCGUCAAGAUCAGUGUAUUGUCAUAUCGGGCGAAUCGGGUGCUGGCAAGACUGAGAGCACAAAAUUGAUAUUACAAUAUUUAGCGGCAAUAAGCGGCAAACACUCAUGGAUCGAACAACAAAUACUCGAAGCGAAUCCGAUACUCGAAGCGUUCGGUAAUGCGAAAACCGUACGAAAUGACAAUUCAUCGCGUUUUGGCAAAUAUAUUGACAUACACUUUAGUUCGAGUGGUGUCAUCGAAGGCGCUAAAAUCGAACAAUAUCUCUUGGAGAAAUCUCGAAUAGUUUCGCAAAAUCAUAGCGAACGUAAUUACCAUGUUUUCUACUGCCUGUUGGCGGGUUUAUCAGGCGAGGAGAAAAGGCGUUUGGAUUUGGGCAAUGCAUCGGAUUAUAAAUACCUUACCGGCGGCGAUUGCAUCACUUGUGAGGGUCGAGACGAUGCUGCGGAGUUUUCCGAUAUACGUUCCGCCAUGAAAGUGUUACUCUUCUCUGAUCAAGAAAUUUGGGAAAUCAUUAAGUUACUCGCUGCGCUCCUCCACUGCGGCAACAUCCGUUAUAAAGCAACAGUUGUUGACAACUUAGAUGCGACCGAAAUACCCGAACACAUAAAUGUCGAACGUGUUGCUGCCUUACUCGGCCUGCCUAUGCAACCACUCAUCGAUGCGUUGACACGGCGCACGCUCUUCGCACACGGCGAGACGGUGGUGUCCACCUUGUCUCGCGAACAGUCGGUUGAUGUGCGUGACGCAUUCGUGAAAGGCAUUUACGGCCGAUUGUUUGUACACAUUGUGCGAAAGAUCAACUCAGCAAUUUUUAAGCCACGCGGCACGUCACGUAACGCUAUAGGUGUUUUGGAUAUAUUCGGUUUUGAAAAUUUCGAUCAGAAUAGUUUUGAACAAUUUUGCAUUAAUUACGCCAAUGAGAACUUGCAACAGUUCUUUGUGCAACAUAUUUUCAAGCUCGAACAGGAGGAGUAUAAUCAUGAAGCGAUCAAUUGGCAACAUAUUGAGUUCGUGGAUAAUCAGGAUGCGUUGGAUCUGAUUGCCAUUAAACAGUUGAAUAUUAUGGCGCUGAUCGAUGAAGAGGCGCGUUUCCCGAAAGGCACGGACCAGACUAUGUUGGCGAAGCUGCACAAAACGCAUGGCACACACAAGAAUUACUUGAAGCCCAAGUCGGACAUCAACACUAGUUUUGGUUUGAAUCAUUUCGCCGGUGUGGUGUUCUAUGACACUAGCGGUUUUUUGGAUAAGAAUCGCGACACUUUCAGUCCGGACCUAUUGCAUUUGGUUAGCCAGUGUUCGAAUAAAUUCUUGCGUCAAAUUUUCAAUCAGGAUAUUGAAAUGGGAGCCGAGACGCGUAAACGCACACCCACACUUUCAACGCAAUUUCGCAAGAGCUUGGAUGCGCUCAUGAAAACGCUGAGCACCUGUCAGCCCUUCUUCAUACGCUGUAUCAAGCCCAAUGAGUUGAAAAAACCGAUGCUUUUCGAUCGUGGCUUGUGUUGUCGGCAACUGCGUUACUCGGGCAUGAUGGAAACGAUACGCAUACGUCGCGCUGGCUAUCCCAUACGCCAUGGCUUUCGUGAUUUUGUUGAGCGUUAUCGUUUUCUCAUACCCGGCGUGCCGCCUGCGCAUCGCACUGAUUGUCGCGUCGCUACGGCACGCAUUUGCGCUAUUGUUCUGGGCAAAUCAGAUUAUCAGUUGGGUAACACGAAGGUAUUUUUGAAAGAUGCGCACGACCUCUUCCUUGAACAGGAGCGCGAUCGUGUGCUGACGCGCAAAAUUCUCAUUCUCCAACGCACCAUACGCGGUUGGGUUUAUCGGCGUCGCUAUUUGCGUAUGCGCGCUGCUGUCGUCACAGUGCAACGCUACUGGAAGGGUUACGCGCAGCGUCAGCGCUAUCGUCAAAUGCGCGUCGGCUAUAUGCGUUUGCAGGCGCUCAUACGUUCGCGUGUACUUUCGCAUCGCUUCAGGCAUUUGCGCGGUCAUAUUGUCGGCUUGCAGGCACAUGCGCGUGGCUAUUUGGUGCGUCGCGAAUAUGGACACAAAAUGUGGGCCAUCAUAAAGAUACAAUCGCAUGUGCGACGCAUGAUUGCUAUGCGUAAAUAUCAGAAGUUGCGCGAGGAGUAUAAGCAAUUUGCGGAGGUGUUACAUUUACGAAAGUUGGAGGAGAAAGAACUCAUGCACAAGGGUAAUAAGCACGCACGCGAGAUAGCAGAGCAACAUUAUCGCGAUCGGUUGCAUGAACUGGAGCGCCGGGAAAUGGAGAAGGAGAUUGAGGAUCGCAGGCGAGUUGAGGUGAAGAAAAAUAUUAUAAACGAUGCGGCGCGCAAGCAAGACGAGCCGGUGGAUGAUAGUAAAUUAGUGGAGGCAAUGUUUGACUUUUUACCGGACUCGAGCAGCGAAGCGCCAACACCACAUGCGGGACGCGAGACGUCAGUUUUCAACGACCUGCCGCAUAACAACUCGAUGAAUCACGAGGACAUAAUUGGACCAAUGCACGUCUCCGAAGACGAAGAGGAUCUUUCUGAGUUUAAGUUCCAGAAAUUCGCCGCUACCUACUUCCAAGGUAAUGUGACGCAUCAGUACUCCAAGAAGGCGCUGAAGCAUCCGUUGCUGCCAUUGCAUACACAAGGGGACCAGUUGGCUGCGCAAGCACUCUGGAUCACUAUACUUCGCUUUACCGGUGAUAUGCCCGAACCGAAGUACCACACGAUGGAUCGCAUGGAUACCACAUCCGUUAUGUCGAAAGUCACAGCGACGUUGGGACGAAAUUUCAUAAGGAGUAAAGAAUUCCAAGAAGCUCAACUUAUGGGUCUCGACCCUGAUGCGUUCCUUAAACAAAAACCGCGUUCAAUACGCCACAAACUCGUUUCACUCACACUAAAACGUAAGAAUAAGCUCGGCGAAGAUGUGCGUCGUCGUUUACAAGAUGAGGAAUACACUGCGGAUAGCUAUCAGUCUUGGCUACAAUCCCGUCCUACCUCGAAUCUGGAGAAAUUGCAUUUCAUUAUCGGCCAUGGCAUAUUACGCGCUGAGCUGCGCGAUGAAAUCUAUUGUCAAAUCUGUAAACAGCUCACUAAUAAUCCGCUCAAAUCCUCGCACGCACGCGGCUGGAUACUGCUCUCACUUUGUGUCGGCUGCUUUGCACCUUCAGAAAAGUUUGUUAACUACUUACGCGCCUUCAUACGCGAAGGUCCGCCCGGUUAUGCACCGUACUGUGAGGAGCGACUGAAACGCACAUUUAACAAUGGCACACGUAAUCAGCCACCUUCUUGGCUAGAGUUACAGGCCACGAAGUCGAAAAAACCAAUCAUGCUGCCCAUCACCUUUAUGGAUGGCAAUACGAAGACGCUGCUCGCCGAUUCGGCUACUACUGCACGUGAGCUCUGCAAUCAGCUCUCCGAUAAAAUCACGCUCAAAGACCAAUUCGGCUUCUCACUUUACAUAGCGCUCUUCGAUAAGGUUUCAUCGCUCGGAAGUGGUGGCGAUCAUGUAAUGGAUGCGAUCUCGCAGUGCGAGCAAUAUGCGAAAGAGCAAGGCGCACAAGAGCGCAAUGCGCCGUGGCGUCUCUUCUUCCGUAAAGAAAUUUUUGCACCCUGGCAUGAUCCCACACAAGAUCAGGUCGCCACGAAUCUGAUCUACCAGCAGGUGGUGCGUGGCGUCAAGUUCGGUGAAUAUCGCUGUGACAAGGAGGACGACUUAGCGAUGAUUGCGGCGCAGCAAUACUUCAUUGAGUACGGCACUGAUAUGUCUAUGGAGCGACUCUUCACACUGUUGCCCAACUUUAUACCCGACUUUUGCUUGACGGGCAUGGAAAAGGCUAUUGAACGUUGGGCUGCCUUGGUGUUGCAGGCUUAUAAGAAGUCCUACUAUGUACGCGAUAAAGUGGCUGCACUGAAAAUCAAAGAAGACAUUGUUAGCUAUGCAAAAUUGAAAUGGCCACUGCUGUUCUCGCGUUUCUACGAAGCUUAUCGCAACUCGGGUCCGAAUUUACCCAAGAACGAUGUCAUCAUAGCGGUGAAUUGGACGGGCGUAUAUGUUGUGGAUGAUCAAGAACAGGUGCUAUUAGAGUUGAGCUUCCCCGAGAUCACCGCCGUAUCCAGUCAGAAGACCAAUAAAGUGUUCACUCAAACAUUCAGUUUAGCCACUGUGCGCGGUGAGGAAUUCACCUUCCAGAGCCCGAACGCGGAGGACAUUAGAGACUUGGUGGUGUACUUCCUAGACGGACUGAAGAAACGCUCGCACUAUGUGAUCGCAAUACAAGACUAUCGCGCGCCAUCAGACGGCUCUAGCUUUCUCUCAUUUCUGAAAGGCGAUCUCAUCAUACUCGAGGACGAGUCUUGUGGCGAGUCGGUGCUCAAUAAUGGCUGGUGUAUUGGCCGAUGUGAACGCACACAAGAACGUGGUGAUUUCCCUGCGGAGACUGUUUAUGUCCUACCCACCCUCACUAAGCCCCCACAAGACAUUUUAGCGUUAUUCAAUAUCGAGGAGGCACAUCAUGGUCGCCGCUUAAGCAUGGUUUCAAACGGCGUAACAGAGGCGCGUGACCGUCCGCACACGCUAAUGGAAUACGCUUUGGAUCACUUCCGUUUGCCACCCAAACGCACCAUGUCCAAGACAUUAACGCUGAGCUCAAAGCGCGCCGAUGAAAUUUGGCGUUACUCACGUGAUCCCAUUAAAGCACCGCUACUGCGUAAGCUGCAGAGUAAAGAGGAGCUCGCUGAGGAGGCGUGUUUUGCUUUCGCUGCCAUACUCAAAUAUAUGGGCGAUUUGCCGUCGAAGCGUCCGCGUAUGGGCAAUGAAAUAACCGAUCACAUAUUCGAUGGUCCGCUCAAGCAUGAAAUUCUACGCGAUGAAAUCUAUUGUCAAAUCAUGAAACAAUUAACGGACAACCGUAAUCGAAUAUCCGAGGAGCGUGGCUGGGAGUUGAUGUGGCUUGCCACUGGCUUAUUUGCCUGCUCACAAGGUUUACUCAAAGAGUUGAUGAUGUUCUUACGCACACGUCGUCAUCCUAUUUCACAGGAUUCAAUGCAUCGCCUGCAGAAGACAAUACGUAAUGGUCAACGUAAAUAUCCGCCACAUCAGGUGGAAGUCGAAGCGAUACAGCACAAAACUACACAAAUAUUCCACAAAGUCUACUUUCCUGACGACACCGACGAAGCGUUCGAGGUGGACUCGUCAACACGCGCAAAAGAUUUCUGCCACAACAUCUCACAACGUUUGUCUUUGCGCACCAGCGAGGGUUUCUCCCUAUUCGUCAAGAUCGCCGAUAAAGUGAUCUCAGUGCCGGAGGGUGAUUUCUUCUUUGACUUUGUACGUCAUCUGACUGAUUGGAUUAAGAAGGCACGUCCCAUACGUGAUGGCUCAAAUCCACAAUUCACCUAUCAGGUAUUCUUCAUGAAAAAACUGUGGACAAAUACGGUGCCGGGUAAGGAUCGUAACGCAGAUUUGAUCUUCCACUAUCAUCAAGAGUUGCCAAAACUAUUGCGGGGCUAUCAUAAAUGUUCGCGUGAAGAAGCGGCCAAACUGGCGGCGCUAGUGUAUCGUGUACGUUACGGAGAGAAUAAACAAGAGUUGCAGGCCAUACCACAAAUGCUGCGCGAACUGAUACCCUCUGAUAUUAUGAAAAUGCAAAGCACGAGCGAAUGGAAGCGUGCCAUUGUGGCGUCUUACAAUCAAGAUGGCGGCAUGAGCUCGGAAGAUGCCAAAGUGGCAUUUUUGAAGAUCGUUUAUAGAUGGCCUACAUUCGGCUCAGCAUUCUUCGAGGUAAAACAAACAACCGAACCAAAUUAUCCUGAAAUGCUGCUCAUAGCAAUCAACAAGCAUGGCGUUAGCCUCAUACAUCCAGUUACGAAGGACAUUUUAAUCACACAUCCAUUUACGCGCAUCUCCAAUUGGUCAUCGGGUAAUACCUAUUUCCACAUGACAAUUGGCAAUCUGGUGCGUGGUUCCAAAUUGCUUUGUGAAACCUCAUUGGGUUACAAAAUGGAUGACCUGUUGACGUCAUAUAUAUCACUUAUGUUAACGAAUAUGAACAAGAAUCGCACUAUACGAGCAAAUUAAUGUAUAAGAAAUGUUAACUUUUAUAAUUCAGCCGGAAAUUUUUUUUUGAAAAUUCAAAAGAAGUAUAUAAAAGGAAGGUUAAGGCAAGUUUAAGGAAGUAAAGAAAAAAUAUAUAUUUUUUUUAAUGUUAUAGUCUACAAGCAAGAGCAACAAAUACACGAAUCGUUGUUAUUUUUCGCGCUUCUAUCAUUUCCUUGCUUCAAUAAUUAUUUCUUUUAAUUUUUGCUCUUUUAUUUAAUUUCAAUAAAUAUAUUUAUUAAUAUGUAAUAAGCGAAUAUAUAAACGCAAGUUAGUUGUAAAAUUAUAUUAUUUAUAAAUUAUUUUGUUUAUUAAAACGAAACAAAAAAAAAAA
Molecule: messenger RNA, 6942 nt
Organism: Ceratitis capitata (Mediterranean fruit fly)
Lineage: Eukaryota; Metazoa; Arthropoda; Insecta; Diptera; Tephritidae
Gene: ck
Product: myosin-VIIa
Exons: 11
Coding region: 90-6590 (2166 amino acids)
Cellular component (GO): cytoskeleton; myosin complex
Molecular function (GO): protein binding; ATP binding; cytoskeletal motor activity
Source: RefSeq, a predicted model, not a curated record